Messenger RNA from Colletotrichum destructivum, 1359 nucleotides. RefSeq lists its product as uncharacterized. Lineage: Eukaryota; Fungi; Ascomycota; Sordariomycetes; Glomerellales; Glomerellaceae. Bases 1 to 1194 code for a protein of 397 amino acids. The record is from RefSeq and is a predicted model, not a curated record. The transcript has 7 exons.
AUGGAGAUAAACCCGAUCAUCGCCGAGAUUUGGACGCUGUGUGCCAUUGCGACUUUGCUGAUUGCCGCCAGGGUCUUUUGCCGGGCCAGGCUUGUUGGUGUCGCUGGUUUUCGACCAGAUGACUACCUCGUAUUCUUAGCAUGGGCCCUUUACACGUCCGUGUGCGUCAUGGCGACACUUUUCACUCUCGUGUCGCAAGGUCGGCAUACGUCGCUACUGACACCCGAACAACGGCGGACGAUGCCGGAAUCGGAGUUCUAUCUAUGGGAAUAUGGAUCGAAGAACUUCGUUGCUGGCAUGUGCAUCUACGUAUCGAUCGUGUGGACGUUGAAGUUUCACAUGCUGUUCUUCUAUCGACGAUUGGUCGCGGGGCAAUGGGUAGAAAAGUUCAUCUUCCCGGUGAUGGGUCUUGUGGGCGCGACAGCAAUUGCGAUAGUCUUCAUCAUUGCCUUGACAUGCCGGCCCAUCUCUAAGAUGUGGCAGAUCCGACCAGACCCCGGAGAAAAUUGCGUCCCACAGAACAAAGUCUAUUUCUUCAGCAUCCUCUCAAUGAAUGUGGUAACUGACCUUUGUAUAAUUGCAAUUCCUAUACCGGUUCUCAGUCUGGUUCGAGCUUCUGUCUGGCGUAAAAUUGGAGUAUACUUUCUCUUCGGACUCGGAGUCUUCUGUAUAAUGGCAGCUAUAAUCCGUGUGGUUCUGAUAUUUCACCCCACCGGACAAUUUGGUCCGGGCGCUAUGUGGUCUCUCCGAGAAGAUUUCGUCGCGAUCUUUGUUGGACAGGCCCCAAUGAUAGUGCCGCUUUUCAAAAAGAAAUUUUGGACACAGAAGGGGUAUCGGUAUACACCAAAGUCGAGCCAAAGAUCUGAUGGUAUUGAGAUGAGUAGCGGAGCGUCAAAUCCCAACAAAAAACCUCGGGAUCCUUUCAGUCUCACUCAGCUGGGGUUUACACACAUCACAAACCUGACACGAGCAACGCAGAACACACAGACCGAUGUCACGGCAGUUGCUAAGCACAGUUCAGAAGCGCUUGCAGUAACAGAAGAAGAGGCUGCCGAACCAUCCCAAGACGGUAUUGCCAUUCAGAGCAUUGUGGGUGGGAUCGAACAUGGAACCAAAGACAGCCUCGAGAUCUCUGUUGUACCUGUUGUCACAAAAUCAGACGCCGCGGGAACAGUUGACGGGAAGAACGGAUAGUGUCUUGAGGACUCAACAAAUUGAUAUCGCUGAGCCAGAUGUUCGUGAUGAAGUAGAAAGAAAAAAAAGCCCAAAAAAGUCACAAGCGCAUCAUGAAAAAUAACUAUCAUUUUAGAAGCUGGGAAACAUUAGCUGGGCGAUUAGACGCCCACAUGGAACUUCACC